AAUGAUGAUAAGUUUAGAAAUGAUGGUAUUUUAUAUCUUGACUACUAUUGUUUGGAGUUAAUAAUUUGUCACUUAUCAUAAAGGAGUUUGUAGAUGUGAAGAAUUAAAUGAAAAAGAAUGUGAUGGUUAAAUUGUUUGGAUGAAAGGUCGUUGUAAGAUGGAAAACGGUAAAUGUGUAAGUCGUAGUUGUGAAGAAAUACAUAAUAUUGAUGUUUGUUUAUUUAUAGGUUGCUAAUAGAAAAACAAUAAAUGCUAAAAGCCAAUAAGUUGCAAUUAAUAAACAGAAUAAGAAUGUGAAGAUAUUUUCAAUUAUGAAUGUGUAUAUGAUUCAAAUCUAAACAGAUGUUUAAGUUAUUAUGAUCCAAUACCUGAUGAAUCUAUUCCAACAUGUGCUGAAAGACCUGUUGAUUAAUGUUAUCUUGCUAGAGAAGGUCUAUGUAUAGUUAAAGAUGAUAAAUGUUAAGAAUUGACUACUUGUGAAGAUAUUAAAAAUGAUGACUUGUGUGUAAAGACUUAUCCUGCAUGUUUGAUGAAUUCUACAAACUCUUGUAUAACUAAUAAUAAAUGUGAUAAUCCAUUCAGUUCUUUGUGUGGUUCAAAGAAAUAAAAAAUAAAUGGAGAUUAAUAUAUACUCUGUAACAAAUUAGAUGAUAACACUUGUGUUAAUUUUGAUCCAUCUAUUGAAAGUUAAGAUACAUGUUAUAGCAAUUCGAUGUUCUUUUUUCAUUGGGAUGGCUAAAAUUGUGUUUAAUGUAAAGGUUAAGAAGCCAGUGCACAAGAAAUUACAAUUUUUAUUAUUUUUAUAUUGCUUAUCAAUUAUAUUUGA
This is a messenger RNA of Paramecium sonneborni, 826 nucleotides long. The record is from the annotation of a GenBank genome assembly. Lineage: Eukaryota; Ciliophora; Oligohymenophorea; Peniculida; Parameciidae.